Messenger RNA from Styela clava, 3638 nucleotides. RefSeq names its product zinc finger-containing ubiquitin peptidase 1-like. Gene Ontology annotation, molecular function: ubiquitin-like protein peptidase activity. NCBI's taxonomy places the organism in Eukaryota, Metazoa, Chordata, Ascidiacea, Stolidobranchia, Styelidae. The record is from RefSeq and is a predicted model, not a curated record.
UUUAUCAAAACUAGAUAUAUAUAACUGGGCAGUUUACCACACAUUUUCAUGUCCGCGGAUUGCCGUGGUAUUUUAGAGUAAUCAUACUUCCAUUUUGUCGACGCAAUCGCAGGUUAAAUUGAAGGCAAUGUCCCUGUCGGUUAUGGAUUGAUUACUUUGCACAACAGAAAAAUCAUAAUUAUCCGUCGAAAAAGUCGUUCCGCGGGGAUUUCGAGGCGAUGAAUAUGUAUUUUUGAUAUACUGAUAUACUUUAUAUGUAUUUAAUUGUACUCUAUGGGAUUUUCUCACAGAUCUUGAGAUUUUUUUAACCGCGAUAAAGAAUUCGCAAAAAUAAGUAUCAAAACUAAAUACAAUAAUAAUCCGCGUAAUCGCGGAGAAUGUUUCAAAAGGGAAUGGGAAUUUCCUUUUUUUUAAUCCUUCCAGGACAAUUAAAGUAAGGCAAUAUCAGAUUGAAUUGGUCAUUAUCAGCUUAAGUGUUUUAAAAGUAUAACAGCCCGAAAGUUCAAUACAUUUGUGUAUUUUUCUUACCCAAGCCUGGUUUAAUUAACCAGGUUUGUGUUUAUAAAGGUUUUGCCCAUUCUGCAGAAUUCUCCAUUUUUUUAUUAUUAAAUCAAACUCUUUUAUUUAUUCAACGUUGUCGGUAAUCACCAAGGCCGAGCACAUAGUAAACUAAACAGGCAAUGGACACUACGCAACAGAAAGUAAGCGACAAGGAAAGAAAAUAAAUUUAUUGAUUCAUAUACACAGGAAUUAAGAAAUGGCGAUUUUUCUCGUAAACAUACAAACAAGAUUAAGGAUGGGAAUUUAGCAAAACAGUGUGUGUGUGUGUCGGCAGCAUAAAUGUAUGGUAAUUUAUGGGUAACAAUUCAAAACUUUUCGAUUACCGAACAAAAGCAGGUUAGGGACACGCUUGCCACCGCACUGAUUACCCCGCGUGGUUCGCAUGUUCGAAUAUCGUGUGGGACAAUGCUGACUCUCUGUGGUGAAAGAGCCGCUGGAUUCCUCGCCGUCACAUAAACGCUUGUCGGUUACAGCAUUCUUCACCAUCGGUUCCAUGCAUCUGAAAAAAACAUAGUCGGCUAUCUAACUAAUCCCAUUCACGACGUGGAAUGGUAACCGGAUGAGAGAUUUUGACGUUAAUAUUGUCAACUCGUGACUCCAUACACUCCUUCGUACCAGAAAAUGUUGGGGAAUCACCUGUAUUUGUCAAAGUCCGCUUCCUCAAUAAGCCAAUGAACGAAAUAGUGUCAGAACAAACCAUUAAUUCAAAAUAUUCGUUUGAUGUUGCAUAUAUACUGUCAUUAUGGCAUCAUUUUGUACAAAUUCCACCAAUUAGCUGUAAUUUUAAUUCACUAUAUUAUGAUAUACUGUGUAGGCGUAUUUAUCAUGCUGUAGCUUUCAAAUUGUCCUAAAGGCUAAUUUUGCAUUUCGAGCAAGAUUGAUUCUAUAGUCAUAGUGUACUUUCAGCGAUUCCUUUGGGACUUUUCCAUCAGUGCUUUAGAUCUGUAUUGCUGUUGGUGAACUUUGAAAGUUUGCCAUUUCCUGAUUUCUGUAUUUACAUAUUUAAGUGUGUAAUUUCUGUUGCACAUUCUAUUUUACAUUGCUUAUUGAACACUCAUACAUGGAAUUAAAUUACAAUGUUGCCUAGGGUUUCUUAUUCUGGUACUGUUUUCAAAAUUGAAAAAUAAUAUUGUUAAGAAUCUGAACAUCAUGUUUUUAAUGAUGUGCUGUAUGCAGUGCAUAUACAAAUGUGUUUUUUAAUUGACAAGUAAGCCUACAUUCUGCAAUGGUGAAUAAUUCUUUGUGUUUAUGAUUCAGUGAUUACUUGAUUAGUAAUAUACUGAAUAUAAGUUACUCAACUCUGUCCCACCAAAUGUUUACUUAAUACUCUUCUGUUCAAAAUCAUGGAUGAAAGUUGGUGUGAUUCAUGUUUAAUAUGUGGCCAGAGAUAUUUCUCUGAAGAUGAAAUGACAAAGCACAUUGAAUUGGAUCAUGCAACUUGCAAUAAGGAAAAUGAUAUUGACAAAUCAAAAUGUCCAUUUUGUACAUAUGUGGUUUCCAAUGAAGAUGAAAACAAGAUGGAAACCCAUGUAAUGGAUGUUCACAAGGAGGAAAUGCGUACACCAAAGAAAGAUGAGUGUGGAGCAUCAUCAGGGAGUGAGGUUAAUGGAGAAUGUAGUAGCAAUGUUGAUUCAUCUCAAUCAAAAGUAUUAAGUUGUCCAGUUUGUCAAUUAACUGGAUUUGACAAUGUUGACACACUAACUUUUCAUACAGAGUCUCAUUUUAUUGACAAUGAACAGGGACAUAUGUCAUUAAAAUCUGAUUACACACAAGAUGAGCUGUUGGCUAUAAAGUUACAAGAGCAAGAAAGAUUCGAACUACAAGCCAGUCGAGACGUUGCGGAAAACUUAUAUUUUGAAGAAUUAAGGAGUAAAUAUGGAAUGGGCAAAGAACACCAAAGGACUGGUUUCCGGAAUCAAGCGUUUAAAAAUAUGGACAAACAAGUUGGAAGAGCAUCAUCAUCAUGUUUUGAUUAUUACAGUGACAAAUUUAACAUGCUUGAAAAAUUGGAAAUGGGAAUUGAUGAUGGUAUGACAAUUCGCUCUGAUGUUCAUGGGCUAUUAAAAACACAUUUAGAAAAAACUGUGAAACCUGGUACAAGAACCUGGCUGGCAUCAUCUACUCAUUUUAUUGGUCGAGGGCCUGGUGAUUCUGGUUGGGGUUGUGGUUACAGAAACAUUCAAAUGAUAAUUUCAAAUUUAAAUGAAAACUGCAACUACAAAGAUUUGAUGAAGAAAAAAUUUGAUGGAAACAUACCUUCAAUUCCAAAACUCCAAGAAUUGAUUGAAUCAGCCUGGUCAGAAGGUUUUGAUGCAAGAGGUCGAGAACAACUUGAAUCUAAAGUGGUUGGAACAAGAAAAUGGAUCGGAGCAACAGAAGCAUUUGCAUUUCUUUCCAGCAUCGGUCUACAUUGCAGAAUAAUUGAUUUUCCAAGACCAUCAGGACCAAAACAGAGUCAUCCCUUAUUGUUGAACUGGAUCAUCCAAUACUUUGACUGUGAAAAUAUCAGCGACAGCGAUCGCAUUAUUGUGACUUCAAAACCACCAUUAUAUCUUCAACAUGAAGGCCAUAGCAGAUCAAUUAUUGGUAUUCAAUGCGAGGAUUCUUCAAAUAAAAACUCCAAAUUGAUUCCAAUGAAAAUUUUAAUAUUUGAUCCAGGAGAUUCAAAAUUUCAGUUAAAGAAUAAGGGCAAGAAACUGAAAAAAUCUUCACAAGGAUCAAUAAAUCUCAACAGAGUCAUCAAACCAAUUUCCUGUCUAAACAAAGACCAAUAUCAAAUAGUUUGUGUGGAAGGAAUUGCAACGCAACAAAGGCUUCAACAACAAAAGAAUCCUGAUUCUGUUUGUGAAAAAGUUCAAUGAAAAUGCUUGUAAUUUAGGGGAAAAGUUUUUUUUUACUUAUAUUGCACAUAGUAAUUAUGAAUUACUGUGUUAUUAAGCUGAAUAGAGGGAUUGAAACAUUUUUUUGCUUUACCAUACAUGACUCAUACAUUGUGAAUUCUUUUUUUUUUCCUUUUAUUAGAUAACUAGGAUAUCUCUAAUUUCCAAUAUAUUCAUAUUUUUUUGGAGUCGUUUGAA